This is a messenger RNA of Spodoptera frugiperda (fall armyworm), 6777 nucleotides long. RefSeq lists its product as uncharacterized. Lineage: Eukaryota; Metazoa; Arthropoda; Insecta; Lepidoptera; Noctuidae. Gene Ontology annotation, cellular component: nucleus. Gene Ontology annotation, molecular function: protein binding. Gene Ontology annotation, biological process: regulation of transcription by RNA polymerase II. The record is from RefSeq and is a predicted model, not a curated record.
UUUACAAACAAAUUCGAGUCCGUUUCGUAUUUUUCGCGAUUAGCGGCGAUGUAGGAAAGUCGUAAGUGGCGAUGGCAGUAAGGUCGGUUUUCGCGCGCACGCAGCGCCUACCCGGCUAAAUUAAAAGUGCCCGCCGAGAGCCCUUCGUCGCUGGGACCGAACGCGCCGCUAAAAUAGAUCGUAUUGUACAUAGAAAAUUGUGACAGCUCGGGACCGUCACAAGAAAAUAAUGUCGUUUUUAUUACAUUUUUUGAUAAAUUAUUAUUCUAGUUUCGGUUCGGCGGCGUUCCAACGGCCUUAUCGAUUUUCCUAUUUAGCGCGCUAUCGUAUUUUAUACAUUUUCGAAAGGUCCGCCGCGCGUCUAUGCGCUUUCGAAAAAUAUUUUACAAGUAUUUUCUCGGCGGCGAACGGACGUCGAGUGCGGUGCCGUAAAUUGGUAAUAAUUCCGUUGAUUACACAGUAAUAUAGUGUCCGAAUAUGGGUUAGUGGUGAUGAAUACGGACUCGACGAGCGUUGACUUCUGUGAUACAAUCCUAUGAAAAAUGUUUGUGUUUGUGCAAGUUUUUAGUGCAUAGUUGGUUGAUAGUUUGUGCCUGGUGCAUUCCGAUUGUGAAAGUGCACGGCUUGUGUUAUUGUGCGUCGGAUGCUGCAGCUGUGGCCAUAGACCUGGCUGCACUUUGCUCACCUGAUCGGUCACUCGUACCAUACCACCGGAAUAAACAUUCCAAAAUAACAAAACAUAUGUACCUAAAACUGAAAUUAUAGAUUUAAGACUAGUAUUUAAAAAAGGUUAGACCAAAAUUCUUAGCCAAACCCUUUUCUAUCGACACUGAUGUGCUGCCGUUUUCAGACCAAAGUUUUAACAUUUAUUUAUUUUUGGCCAUCGACGAGUUUUUGAAGAUGACUCCUCAACAGUAUUGCUUGAGGUGGAAACACCACCACACCAAUGUGCAGAAUAUGUUUGCUCAACUCCUCGAAAAAGAACGGUUCUGUGAUGUGACGCUGUACUGCUCGCCGAGUUUCGCGACACAGGUCGGUGGCAAGGACACCGUGGAGCCACAGAACAUACGGGGAGUCUCUCUCAGGGCACACAGGGUGGUGUUAGCAGCCUGUUCCGAGCUGCUGGGCGCGCUGCUAGGAGCUCACGAGGCGCAAGGAGAGCCGGUGCUGGUGAUCGAUGGAGCCGAGCCACGGCAUCUGAAGGCGCUGCUCGACUACAUGUACACCGGGGAAAUGAAUGUGCACCAUUCGCAGCUGGCGAGUCUACUGAAGACUGCCGAGGAGCUCCGCAUCAAGGGCCUCACAGACAUACGGUGGAACAACAAGGAUGAGCCGCCCGACUCCGAAGCAGGUACUGAUAUACUAGACAUACAUAUUUUAUGGUACAAGGGCCUCACAGACAUACGGUGGAACAACAAGGAUGAGCCGCCCGACUCCGAAGCAGUAACAACAGCGACGCCCACGGAUUCCAAGCCUGUAGACAAGGUGCCGGAACCGAAACCAGUACCGAAACCCUCUCCCAAGGCGACCCCCUCCCCCAAAGCGACCCCCUCCCCCAAAGCGACUCCUGAACCGGAACCCAGGCCCAAGAAAGAGGAGACGAGUGACGGAGAAGCUAAAGGGGAGAAAUUUAAUGUUAAUGGAGGUCCACCGCCGCUAAUAAAGUUGCCAGUCAAAGAGAAACUAAGUCCGGCCAAACGAGAACAUUCUGAUUCAGAAAGUACAAGUCCGAAAAGACAGCGAAUAGCGAGCGGUACUGAACAUACGGACGAUGAAAUGCCUAGUAGUGUACCUAAAUCAGAAAAGGAAAAAGAAAGAGACAGAGAGAAGGACCAAGAAUGGCGGUAUGGGAACUUACAAGUAUAUGAACCUCAGGACAUCACUGCGGAGAGGGUGGUGGGUUGGGGCAUGCGGUCGGCUUCACGGUCUACCUCCAGGGACCCCUCGGAUGAUGAGUGGGCCGACGCCCCCGCCGAUAUAGGAUCCUUCCUGCAUACCAAACUGAGGGUCGACGGCGAUAAUAGUGCGGACGAGGAAUCAAACGAGAGUGUACCGACGCGGCUGUCGGCGGCGGCAUCGUCAACGUCAUCGUCAGUGACUGCAUCAGCAGUCUCCGCCACGGAACUUAGAGCUGAACUUGCGAAGGCACAGCUAUCACAACUUAAUAGAAAUCCAGCUCCGAAGUCCGGCCCCACGGACCCGCGGUUCACGGACGUGGUGAAGCUGAGCGACUACCUGCAGCACGGCAGGCGGCCGCAGUUCUGGGAGGAAAACUAUGUUAAAAGGGUGAUGGAGGCGGUCCGCCUGAAAGAGUUGGAGAUGAAGCAGGCGGCGGAGAUACUGGGAGUGAGCUACGGCACUCUGUACGGGAGGUACCGAGACGUGUACGGCUGUAUCAACCGACCUUACCGAAUAAUAAAUGGUAGUUCCUCCCCCCAUCUGACCCCCAGGGCUGUGAGAGACUUCUGGCAAACCAAGGGUCCGUCCGAGGUGCUGGACCGGCUUCAAAGGGGGGAGAUGACGUUGGACGCCGCCGCCCAGUCUCUUGGAGUCAGCAUCGCCAAUCUAGCUGCUCAUUUAGCGGACUUCGGAUUGCCGGAGAAAGAUUUCGAGCCGAUCCCAAUAGAGAUGGACCCGUCCCUGAAGGUACGGUCGCGUACAUACAGCGCCAGCGGUGCGUCCGUCAAGUUACGGAAGCCGCCACCCCCACCAGCCACCGCUACCACCCCCACCCCUGUAGCUGGGGAUAAGCCUAUAAAGAAGAUAGUGAUCGGCUCGGUAUCGGACGAGGAGACGAUCCCCGCGACGGUGAUAUCCACGCACGACGCCAAGCAGACGCCCGCGCCCACUGCCACUACUACUUCAGGCAAAUGGCCAACGAUAAGAGUGGCGAGCCUGGACUCGUUACGGGGGGGCGAAGUCCCGGCGCCGUGCGCCCCCGCGCCCCCGCCCCCAGCAUCUCCCUCCGCCCUCAUGCGGACGCGGCCCGACCUCACCAUCGUCGCCGCGCGCCGCCCCGACCACAAGCAAGAAGAGGAGGACACUACGUGAUGUAUAAAUAAUAAUAAUUAUAAAAAUAUAGUUUAGAAACUAAAAUAGACCCGCGCUUUGUGAUUUCCUUUAAAUUUAUACUCUGUAAACUUUCCCGCCGUACUCAGAUACGUUUAAUGAUUACUUAAACUGUUGCUUAGUAAUGAUUUUGUUAAGAAAACAUUAGUGGUGGUAACGGGGUAUGAAGAUUAAAAAUCUAUUUAGUCCGUCAGUUAGGUAAAGGAAAAAUAUUUAGACACGUAUUUUUUUUAUUAUGUCGGAUAAGAUAUCUUUGGAAGUAUUUGUUUCCGUAAGAAAAUAAAAUAAAAUAAUACGUGUGUAAUGGUUUUAAAAUAAUCUACAAGACGGACAUUAUAAUAAGAAUUAGUCAUCUACCCUAUUAUUAAGGACUGGGUUAAGUAACCAUUAAAUGAUUGAGGCAGAUUUUCCGUUUUUUCUCAUUUGUAACGUUCAAUUUUGAUGACAUUUUCACGUCGAUGUUAUCAUUAUGAUAUAUUUUGUAUUGACAGCGUAGCAAGAUUGACAUUUUAGUACCAAUAUGGUACUUGUGUAUGAGACAGCGGGCGCCCAAAAGGUGCUUGCGUAGGCCGCUCGUUUAAUCCGUCUUUGGAUGCUUUUCCACCAGAGAUGUCCUAUGCUAUGAGGAUGGAAUAGCUAAGCUGUGAAACUAUGUGACCGUUUUCACUGAUACUAAGCUAUGUAGCUGUGCGAGGAAGCACAGCGCGAGUAGGGAAGCCAUCUUUUCAUAUAAAAACAUAGCUAAGCUGAGUCCGUUUCCACCCGUGCUAAGUUAUGAAUAUGAUUGGUGGAAGCCAAACGCAUCCACAGCAACGUAGCAUAGCACAUCUCUGGUGGAAAUGCACCUUGACACUACUAUAAUAGCACUAUGCAGGCAAUUGUCAAGUUAUCAUGCCACAUAACGCCAUUUCUGGCAUGAAUUAUUUAGUAAAUUAGCAAAAUUUACAAAGUAUAUAACCUAUAAGAGGCUGAUGUACAUAAAAUUAAUGUUUUGAAACUCCUAAAUAAUUGGUUUAGCGUCAUUUCUCGAGAAAUAAUUAAUUAUAUUUUGUUUUAUAUGUAACAUAGAUAAUUGUAAGUAUUAUAAAUAUAUAAUUUUAAACGUAUAUAGGGUGACUGGUAAUUAGUGAACGAUAUUUAAACACGUGAUUGUACUCAUGAUUACAAACAACUUUCUUAUAGAAAGUUUUUUUGUAAUAAGUAUAUAUUUUUUUCACAAUAUAACAAAAACAAAAUACCGAAAACGCCGAAUCGUGCGCCUCGCUGCUAACAGCUGUUCAUGGGAAAUCGCACGCGCGCGAAAUUUUGGUUGUUUUGUUAUUGUGAUAAAAAUAAAACUAAUGAGUAUACAAACAAAGUUUCUUCGGGAAAGUUGUUUGUAAUCAUGAGUACAAUCACGUGUUUAAAUAUCGUUCACUAAUUACCAGUCACCCUAUAUACUAUAUUAUGUUUAAACUACUAAGGCGCGGGUCAAAUCCUAAUUAAUUUAAAAAUUAAGCUACGACCAAACCUUUAUAAAUAUGAAUACUUAGAAAAAUAUAUAACUUUUUUCAUAUAACUGAAAAUUAGUUAUAUUUGUCAACUUUAUUUAAUUAUUAAUAAAAGUAAAUAAGACCACUUUUCAAAUCUCACGAUAUAUAAGUACCUAAUAUAUAUGUUUAUAUUAUUAUAAUAUACAGUGUAGUCCGUUUAGUACGACUUCGCAUAUAGCAACCAACCGUUUUUAGCGACGAAAGUUUAGGCAUUUGUUUGGUUUUAGUAUAAACUUGCAUAAAUAGACAUUCGUUUAUUACGACUCCGCUUACAACGACCAUCCGCUUUUAACGACCGAAUUUCACACAUAAUUGUCCGGUUACAACGACACAACGACGUAUUUACAAAUAAUUCAUAGAAAAGAAUGAAAUAAAUGAAUAGUUAUCUCAGGUAUCGCUCCGCGCGACGUCUCUGAUUGGAAAUUAACUGUUUAUUUUAUGGCAGUACGAAUUUGUAGGUAAUUCCAAGUGACGCGAUAAAACGCGAAACGCAAAAAUUACAGUCUUUUGCAUAAAUUUUUAGUUCUUAGAAUAGAUUUACACUUACAUAUAAGAAAGCGGUACGUUAUGUACGUACAUUACACAUCCUUACAUAAUUUGAAAAAUUAAUUAUUUUUAAUUUAACUAUUUUGAUUAAAAUGAGUUUUUUUAUCUGCUCAUCACCUAAACGGGCAUUUAACUUUAAUAUCUGUUAUAUAAAAACAAACUUUUUUCUGUUCGUUUAAUACGACUUCCGGUUAGUACGACGUAAAGUCACCGGUCCCUUGGCAGUCGUUAUAACCGGAUUCUACUGUAUUAUAUAAAAAAUAACAACACAGAUAUGUAGUCAUAACUUUUUUAUUUAAAUAUUCAAUUAUAUUUUAAACGACUUCAAAAAUGGGAGGUUCUCAGUUUGUAUGUAUGUUUUAAUGCGGUUUUCGGCAUAGUAUUUUUAAAACUUAGGAGAAUGUUUUAAGUAUAUUAUCUGACUUAAAAACGUGAAGGCGGUUAAGAAUAUUGAAGAAAAUAGGCUUAGGACAUCAAAAUCGGUUUAGCCAAACACGCCAAACCGUGCACAAUCAUACAUACAGGUGAAAUUAAGAACCUCCUUUUUUGAAGUCGGUUAAAAAUUUUAUUUAUUUCUUCUAAAAAUCCUUUACUCAUUCUAAACCACGAUUUUUUGGAUAUUUAAAUAUAAAAGAAUGACUCGAACUAAUUAUAAUACUAAGUUAAAUAUAAAUUAUUAUUUUAAUUUACUUAUCGACUGGAUAUUUUAAAAGGGCUGUUGUUUUAAAUCUACAUAUAUACAUAUUAUAAUAAGAAUAAUCCUUUAGUUUAUACAAUAGAUUAGUUUAAAUAAAACACAUAUAGAAAAACCUCUUUCGUAGAUACUCGCACAUAUACACACAUAUAUACAGUAUGGAGAUCACUCAUAUGACUUAAAUGAAACUACAAGUAGUACUCGUCCACAGAAGUAUAAUACAACUUAAUAUUUCAACGAAAACUAACAAUUUUCAAACAAAAUAAAUCAAGUAUUAAAUUCUGUGUGAACAGCUCCAUGUUCCUUGACCACAGAAGAGCUGUAAUGUUGUAGGUUGUCUAGGAAUGUUACGGACAUGUGGCGCGGCUGUUGCAAUGCCGUAUUUGUAAAGAGUGUUCAAAUUAGUUUAAAGAGAAUAAUGCACUUUUUGGCUUACCUACUGGGCCUAUUUCGCUCAUUUUUCGUAUAUCGUCAGCUAAGAUGAUAACAAAUAUGUGGUUUAAAUUAAGUCAUAAGAGUUUUCUCUAUACGGUACCGUAACAUCGGGUUUCUUUGACCCUAGAGGGUAACUUUGACCCAAACUUAUAGACCAAUGAAAAACUAAUAUACGUUUUGUUCUGGAUUCCUAUUGGUUGUAGAAUGUGGGUCAAAGUUACCCGAUGUUACUAAAAAAAUCAAUUUAAAACGACAGCCUAUUACUACAAGACAUAUAAACACAGGACAUACAUUUCCAUAUAUUAAAAAAUAAAUGAGUAUUAUAUAAAAAAACACUCAUAAUUUAGAAUUUAAUGUUUAAUAUUAUUAUUAUUAUACAUAGUUGUAAUAUAUGUAUAAUCAAUUUUUUUUAUUAAUAUUCACGGGGUUUUUGAAUGAAAUUUGAACUGAAGGGUUUUCUAAAAGGUUUUAUUUAGUUUGACGUGAAACAACGCUUUCGUU